This is a messenger RNA of Annulohypoxylon truncatum, 1516 nucleotides long. RefSeq lists its product as uncharacterized. The record is from RefSeq and is a predicted model, not a curated record. The transcript has a single exon. Bases 412 to 1323 code for a protein of 303 amino acids. Lineage: Eukaryota; Fungi; Ascomycota; Sordariomycetes; Xylariales; Hypoxylaceae.
AGCUGAUGUUCCACUAGCCUUUACUCAUUAAGGGUGCAAUGGGUCUUCUUAUAGGCUUCAGUAGACAUACUUAACCAGAUCCAAUAUAGUGAAUAGUUUAGUAAGACCUACCGGCACGUGACAGCGUUCCAAAACUUUUGUUUGAUAUCAUACCCAGCAUGUCUGUAGCGCCUAACGGACCAUCGGUGUUCAUGCUGGCUCCGAGUUUCAUACAUCCUAUACAUAGGUUCGUCCUAUACAAGGUAUGCAGUCUGGGCAUUCAAGCCUGUCGUCAACCUGGCUCGGCCAGAGGAUAUAUAAUACCGCCUCAGGGACCAGCCAACUCAUGUCUAUGAAAUCUAUAGAAUAGCCUUUCAAGUCAUUAUUAUCCGAAUCAAGCAUAUCGUAAGCCUUCGAUUGUUUCUGUCCACAAUGGCACCCUCAUUCGAACUACUCUUCAAACCGUUCAAAGAACGACCAGAAUGGCACUUCACCAAGGCUAUUCGUACUAGGAGCCUACAUUUCGUGGCAGCCAAAGACUACUUCCAAUUGAGUACCUGGCUUUGCAUUGGCGGCCUGCUUCAGACAGCUGCUGUCGCGUACUUCGGCUUUCGGGCAACCAUCCCAGUCAUAGUUCUCCUUGUCCUACGAACAAUCGAUCAUCUCUCCAUGGCCCUCGGCAUAACACAUAAUCGUUAUAUGGACGGAGCUAUCCGCAAGAAGUGGGGCGUCCAGCUUCCGCAUGCAGACGGCACCUUAAGCUCGAAGCCUGCCGAUGAAUCUGUUGUCGUCUUUUUCGUUGGUCAACAAGUAAACCAUCCCUUGGGGUUUAUGGCACCAGGCCUCACUGAAAACCGGUACUAUCAAAAUCAGAUCGCCAAGGCGCUGGACGACUACUAUGAUAAGAAAGGCUUGUUGGGUUGGUCGCAGUGGCAGGGUACUACCGAGCAUGCCAAUAACAUGAUAAUGUUCAUCAUGUAUUGGAAGAAUAUCGAGAGUCUUCACAACUAUGCUCAUGGGCCUGAACAUAUGGCGGGUCUGCGAUGGUGGUCGCAGGGUGCCGGCAAAAAGUAUCCGCAUCUGUCUGUCUUCCAUGAGACAUACAUAGCGCCCAAGGGGCACUUUGAGAACAUCUAUCUCAACUGUAAACCACUGGGCUUCGGCGCCACAACAGUUCCGAUCUCCAAACCUUCCGAGGAUGGCAAAGAGAACAAGUUGGAAUGGUUGAUGCCCAUAGUGGAUUCUAAGCGGGGACCGCUGCGCACUUUCGCACGACGAAUGCUGCGUGAUGAUUUGACGGCGCACGAGAAAGAAGACAACGAUAUAUGGGAUAAUACCGUGUAAGCUACCUUGUAAAUUAAGCCAAUCACACUGCAGACCAGCAGAAUGAAGAAAUUUGUAUAAAAUCACACAGCUCCCCUUUCGCAGUGGGUCGUAUGCCUAUGUAUUGAGUCAAUACCCCAGUAAGUAUGGUCUACCGGGAUAAGAAGUACGAGGAGAACCUCUAGGAUUAUUCACAAGCGAUUGAACCCGUUGA